Molecule: messenger RNA, 2045 nt
Organism: Rhizophagus irregularis DAOM 181602=DAOM 197198
Lineage: Eukaryota; Fungi; Glomeromycota; Glomeromycetes; Glomerales; Glomeraceae
Source: RefSeq, a predicted model, not a curated record
CUGAUGUAAACAGGUUUGUUAACAAACCGCAGUAAAAUUUUUUGAAAAAAAAAAAAUGGAUAUUCGUGCAGUAGUUGCAAUAGAUUUUGGCACCACAUUUUCGGGAUUCGCAUAUGCUAAUCGAGCAGAUCCUGAAAUUAUUACAAAUGAUGUUUGGCCUCAACAAAUUGGUUCAUUGAAAACUAAUACAGUUCUUCAAUAUGAUUCUAAUUACCAAAAUGUUAUUAAAUGGGGAAAUCCUGCUUUGGCCCAAAGACAAUCUCGUAAAAGUAAAGAUUUAUUAACUUCAAAAUCUGUAGAACUUUUUAAACUUCAUUUAGGAAAUAUUCCUCAAAAUGAAAAACCUCCGCUUCCUCAUCAAUUAAAUUAUGAAAAAGCAAUAGGCGAUUAUUUACGCGAAUUAGGAAAGUUGAUUAAGGAAACUAUUUCUACUCGAUGGCAUGGAAUAAUAUUCUUUAAACAUGUUCUUCUUGUUAUAAGUAUUCCGGCAGAGUUCGAUGAUCGUGCAAAAGAUACUAUGAGACAAUGCCUUUAUGAUGCUGGAUUGACAGAUAGUAAAGAAUCAAAUAAAGUUGAAUUUACAUCUGAACCUGAAGCUGCUGCAAUUUAUUGCAUGCGAAACCUUAAAGGCCAGAAUGGAAUGAUCCCAAUUAAUGCGUCAUUUAUGGUUGUUGAUUGUGGAGGUGGAACUGUAGACCUUACAACACGUAGAUUAUUACGAGAUAACAAACUUAGUGAAAUUACUGAACGAACUGGAGAUUUUUGUGGUGGAUCUUAUGUCGACAGAGAAUUCCUUAAAUUCCUUGGUCGUAAACUUAGUGAAUCGACUAUAAAUCUGUUUAGAGAAAAUAAUUAUGGUCAAAUGCAAUACAUGAUACAGCAAUUCUGCCAAAAAGUGAAAUUUCAUUUUACCGGAAAUAGAAAUGAUUUUAAUGCUUUUGAAUUUGAUAUUGAAGAAAUUUGUCCCAUUUUAAAACAAUAUUGCAAAGAUGAAAUUAAAGAAAAAAUGGAAGAUAAUGAUUGGAUUAUUGACAUAAAUUUCGAAGAUUUAAAAUCUAUGUUUGAUCCAGUUGUUGGAAAGAUUAUUAGAUUAAUUCGUGGGCAACUUAAUUCUAGUAAAGAUAGAUGUUCUGCUAUAUUCCUUGUUGGAGGAUUUAGUGAGUCAAAAUAUUUACAAAUAAGAGUUAAAGAAGAAUUCGGAAAAUUGGUUCCAUCAAUUAUUGUGCCAAAACAACCUAUCGCAGCUAUUGUCCGUGGAGCUUGUGACUAUGGACUCACAACGAGUACAAUAGUGGAUCGUACUUUGAAAUAUACUUACGGGAUUCGAAUAGGUAGAAUUUGGAAAGAAGGGGAUCCGCCAAGUCAAAAAAUGCCAGAUCUUUAUGAUCACACUUUUACAUUUGAUAGAUUAGUUAUGCGUGGUACAAGAGUAGGAGUUAAUCAGGAAUUUUCCAAGACUUAUACACCUUCUAAGCCGGAUUACACUGGUCUUUCAUUCAAAAUAUAUAAAACAACUGAAUUAAGUGCUGAAUUUUGUAAUGAACCUGGAAUGAAAUUACAUGGUACAUUAAACAUAGACUUACCAGAUGUUCAUCUCGGAGAAGAUCGCGAAGUUGAAUUUUCGUUAAUUUUUGGAAAAAUGGAACUUGUUGCUAAAGCAAAAAAUUUACGAAAUGGAAGCAUAUAUAACACUUCUUUUGAUUUAGAUUUAUAAUUCAUUGUAAGGUAGGUUAUAUUUUAUGCAAUAUUUCAACAUUCGCUUUUCAAUUUCAAUAUUGUGAUUAUUAAAUAGGCCACAAAGAUAAACUACAAAUAGUAUUCAUUUUAAUAUAUAUUAAGUGAAACUUUUUUUUGCAAAAAAGCAAUAAUGACAAUUGCACUGGUGGACAUUUGGUGUAAUUAGUAAUUAGUUUUAUUUUUUAUUUCUUGUUUUUUUUUAUUAUAUUCUUUUAUUAUAAACAAUAAAAAAAUUGGCAAAAUUUUUGUAUUUGUAUUGUAUGUAAACUAUGUAACUGAUAAAAUAAAAUACGUAUUUUUUUAAUAAU